AUUCAAUUUUGUCUUUGAUCAUUUUUGAUUUCUCCGGAGUUCAGCAUCAUUCAGCAUACUGCAUUAAUAUUUUUUUAUUACGUAUAUAACGAAAUAAGAAAUGUUGUUGUAUUUCUCUUCCUGAAAUUUUCAUCAGCUGUAUUUUGUAUUUGGUAAAAACAAAAUGGAUAAUCUAAAAUUGACUCAAACUAUACCUGCACACAAAGGCAUCGCUUGGAAUUUAUCGUGGCAUCCUUCAGGAAACACUUUUGCCUCAUGUGGUGAAGACAAAACUAUAAAAUUAUGGAGCAAGGAAGGUGGGAGUUGGGCUGCAAAAGCGGUAUUAAUGGACGGUCAUCAGCGCGCCAUCAGACAAGUCGCGUGGUCUCCUUGUGGUAAUUUACUCGCUUCUGCUAGUUUUGAUGCUACAACAGCGAUAUGGGACAAGAAGAGUGGCCAGUUUGAGUGCAAUGCUACACUUGAAGGUCACGAGAAUGAAGUCAAAAGUGUAGCUUGGUCACCUUCUGGAAUGCUGCUGGCAACUUGUGGCCGUGACAAGUCUGUGUGGAUCUGGGAAGUGGCCGGAGAUGACGAGUAUGAGUGUGAAGCGGUGCUUAAUGCCCAUCAUCAAGAUGUCAAGAAAGUGGUUUGGCAUCCGCUCUCUGAAAUCUUGGCUUCCGCAUCAUAUGAUAAUACAGUGAAAUUAUACAAAGAAGAAAUUCAUGACAAUGAGUGGAAUUGUAUCGCAACUCUUCAGUCCCAUGAGUCAACAGUUUGGAGUUUAGCAUUUGAUCCAACAGGAGAGAGGCUGGCUACAUGCAGUGAUGAUAAAACUGUUAAAAUCUGGAAACAAUAUAGACCACAUAAUCCUGAAGGUCUAGUAAUGGAGAAAGAUGCAGUAUGGAAAUGUGUAUGCACUCUGUCAGGCUACCAUACAAGAUGCAUUUAUGACAUAGCUUGGUGUCACAAAACAGGUCUGAUUGCAACAGCCUGUGGGGAUGAUGUUAUCAGAAUUUUUGCUGAGACUGAGGAUUCUGAUCCAAAUGCACCAACAUUUGAAUUAGUUUGUACUAAGUUUAAUGCCCACUCACAAGACGUCAACUGUGUUGCGUGGAAUCCAUUAGGAAAUCGAGAAUUGAUCUCGUGCAGUGAUGAUGGUGAAAUAAAAGUGUGGAAUUUACAGGAUGGUGAAGAUUAAUUCAUGCAAUCAAUAAAGAAAUAAUGUGAUAAAGUUAUGUGUAUAAUAUUACAUCAAUUUUUAAAUAAAUCUUUAUAAUAUUAUAUUGGUUGUAGUGUUAAAAUUACAUGUUAUUGGGUUUUUAAAUAUACGGUAGUUAGUUUAA
Messenger RNA from Manduca sexta (tobacco hornworm), 1322 nucleotides. It is a transcript of the gene Ciao1, whose product is annotated as probable cytosolic iron-sulfur protein assembly protein Ciao1. The coding region runs from base 164 to 1177 and encodes 337 amino acids. The record is from RefSeq and is a predicted model, not a curated record. Gene Ontology annotation, biological process: iron-sulfur cluster assembly. Lineage: Eukaryota; Metazoa; Arthropoda; Insecta; Lepidoptera; Sphingidae. Gene Ontology annotation, cellular component: cytoplasm; cytosolic [4Fe-4S] assembly targeting complex; mitochondrion. Gene Ontology annotation, molecular function: protein binding. The transcript is spliced from 4 exons.